ACGGCUACAUCCGGGUCCUGCGUGGCUGGGUGAGAAGAAAACGAUCAAGCGGAAUCUGCUGGGCUGACUCUUGCGAAUUCUUCCAGAGCGCCUCGCUCUAGUAACCUCCAGCGGAAGGGGCGGGGCUUCUAGAAAGAGCUGUGCCAGAAGUGCUGGUCUCCGUGGUAGCGAGGCCUGGGCAAAGAUGGGCCGCCGGAAGUCAAAGCGAAAGCCUCCACCCAAGAAAAAGAUGACUGGCACGCUUGAGACCCAGUUUACUUGCCCUUUCUGUAACCAUGAGAAAUCCUGUGAUGUUAAAAUGGACAGAGCUCGGAAUACAGGUGUGAUAUCCUGUACUGUGUGCCUGGAAGAAUUUCAGACCCCUAUAACAUAUCUUUCAGAACCUGUGGAUGUUUACAGUGAUUGGAUAGAUGCUUGUGAGGCAGCCAAUCAGUAGCAGGGACUGGAGAAGAACGUGCCCGGAGUUAGCCGCAUUUUUAAUUUAGAAGUGGGUGUUUUGCUCCACAAUCCAACGAGGAUCCAACUGGAGCGGCCGGGAGGCGGUGGUUCUUGCGAUUUUAUCUCCGUCAAGGAAUCUUGUCAUUUUUCAUGAAUCCCCCUGAAAUUUAGGGACGAAAGACCAUCUGUAUGAUCCACCAGGAGGAGAGAGGCAAGCAAUUUUGUGAACAGCCCCAGUCCUGAGAAUCUGCUACAAGAUUAACAUGGGUGCAGACUGCUGAGUGCCACCGCACAGCACCAUUCAUUUCAGUGGGAUGUGUCCAUUUGGGGCUUUCACUCCUUCACAGCACUAGUACAUGAAAUGUCCUGCCCUUUGUGUCCAUGAAUAAACUCAAUAAAUGCAAGAGGUAAUCCCUUCCUGA
Molecule: messenger RNA, 860 nt
Organism: Eublepharis macularius
Lineage: Eukaryota; Metazoa; Chordata; Lepidosauria; Squamata; Eublepharidae
Gene: ELOF1
Product: elongation factor 1
Exons: 4
Coding region: 185-436 (83 amino acids)
Biological process (GO): transcription elongation by RNA polymerase II
Cellular component (GO): transcription elongation factor complex
Molecular function (GO): RNA polymerase II complex binding
Source: RefSeq, a predicted model, not a curated record